Bacillus rossius redtenbacheri is the source of this 713-nucleotide messenger RNA. RefSeq lists its product as uncharacterized. The record is from RefSeq and is a predicted model, not a curated record. The transcript is spliced from 7 exons. Gene Ontology annotation, molecular function: odorant binding. Bases 36 to 479 code for a protein of 147 amino acids. NCBI's taxonomy places the organism in Eukaryota, Metazoa, Arthropoda, Insecta, Phasmatodea, Bacillidae.
UUCGUAAAACGCAAUUACCGUUCUCCACAGACACAAUGAAGGCCGUGUAUGCUGUCUUUUUCCUCUUCUCCGUCUCCUCUGUGAUUGGAGACAACGAUUACAAACAAGCACUAAAAGAUUCAUUUAAGAAUUGUACUCAAAAAUAUCAUGUACAGAAACCUACUUCUGUGAGUGGAGCUGACUUGAAUGGUUACCUUCAAUUCGCCAAAUCUAACCCUAGUGUGAUUGCGUGUUUCUACGACUGCGUGUUCCGGGGGGCGGGGCUUGCGGGCGACUCGGGCUUCGACGCGGAGAGCCUGAAGACCGACCUGGAGGUGGGCAAGUCCAGCGCCAUGGCGUGCGUGUUCCCGGGCGAGGACGUGGCCAAGUGCGGCGAGCAAGCAAAUACUGUGCAGUUAUCAGACCCCACUGAUCCAAAGUGUGAGAGGACACAAGAAUUCGUCAAAUGCUUAACGAACGUUAAAUGCAACGUGAUGUGAAGAAGUGCCCUUUCGUCCAGUAUCUGCAGUGACAAGUCAAAUACUCUAUGUGGAUAAGAAAGAAAGAUUAUCUAGCAUGUAGUAAACCAUAACUGCAAACACUGCAUAUAUAUGUGAAGUUUUUAUGUCUAUGAUUUAAAUAAAUUACUUUGUCAAGUAUGUUACAUCAUAAAACUGUUUUGUCAUGACUUCAAUAAAGUUUUAAAAUUUUUUUUUUUUUUUCGUAAUACUAAA